AGCAGAAAUUGACAAUAAAAAUGACAUAAUGUACUUCACAUGAAAGAUAACACAUAACAGAUACAUGACACGCUGCUUUUGUCAUUCAAUUUCAAAAGUGAUUUGCAUGAUGGUUUAUCAGUUUUAACUAUUUACUGUCUUCAUUUUAGAUAUGAUUGGAAUAAACACAGACCAUCUAAGUGAACUGAGUGAGAUGGAUGAAAAACAUCAGAAUGUAAAAAGAAAACGUAAUGUUUCACAGAAAGGAUCUCUGUACAAAAAGAUUUUUAGAAAAGAUGGACACCCUGCUGAUCACAAGAGGACUCACGGCGAGGAGAAAAUAUUCAGAUGUCAACACUGUGAAAAGAGUUUUGGAACAAAAGGUAACCUCAAAGUACAUGUGAGGAUUCACACCGGAGAGAAACCGUUCACAUGUAAACAGUGUGAAAAAAGUUUUACCACGGUUGGUAACCUUAAUGAACACAUGAAAACUCACACGGGAGAGAAACCGUUCACAUGCAAACUGUGUGGAAAGAGUUUCACAAGUAAGCAUAACCUUAAGAUGCACACAAGUGUUCACACUGGAGAGAAACCAUUCACAUGUCAUCUGUGUAAAAAGAAUUUCAAACGUAAAGGUCACCUUACAGUACACAUGCGAAUUCACACAGGAGAGAAACCAUUCGCAUGUAAUCAUUGUGGAAAUCAUUUCAGACUGAAGUGUAUCCUUAAUAAACACAUGAGAAUUCACACCGGAGAAAAAACAUUCACAUGUCAUGAAGGUGGAAUGAGUUUCAGAAUGAAAGUUCAUCUUGAUGCACACAUGACAGUUCACAAUGAAGAGAAACCAUUAACAUGCCAACACUGUGGAAAGAGUUUUGGAACAAAAGGUAACCUUAAAGUACAUGUGAGGAUUCACACCGGAGAGAAACCGUUCACAUGUAAACAGUGUGGAAAGAGUUUUACCACGGGCGGUAACCUUAAUGAACACAUGAAAACUCACACGGGAGAGAAACCGUUCACAUGUAAACUGUGUGGAAAGAGUUUUGGAACAAAAGGUAACCUCAAAGUACAUGUGAGGAUUCACACCGGAGAGAAACCGUUCACAUGUAAACAGUGUGAAAAAAGUUUUACCACGGUUGGUAACCUUAAUGAACACAUGAAAACUCACACGGGAGAGAAACCGUUCACAUGUAAACUGUGUGGAAAGAGUUUUGGAACAAAAGGUAACCUCAAAGUACAUGUGAGGAUUCACACCGGAGAGAAACCGUUCACAUGUAAACAGUGUGAAAAAAGUUUUACCACGGUUGGUAACCUUAAUGAACACAUGAAAACUCACACGGGAGAGAAACCGUUCACAUGCAAACUGUGUGGAAAGAGUUUCACAAGUAAGCAUAACCUUAAGAUGCACACAAGAGUUCACACUGGAGAGAAACCAUUCACAUGUCAUCUGUGUAAAAAGAAUUUCAAACGUAAAGGUCACCUUACAGUACACAUGCGAAUUCACACAGGAGAGAAACCAUUUGCAUGUAAUCAUUGUGGAAAUCGUUUCAGACUGAAGUGUAUCCUUAAUAAACACAUGAGAAAUCACACCGGAGAAAAACCAUUCACAUGUCAUGAAGGUGGAAUGAGUUUCAGAAUGAAAGGUCAUCUUGAUGCACACAUGACAGUUCACAGUGAAGAGAAACCAUUAACAUGCCAACACUGUAGAAAGAGUUUUAAAAGAAAAUCUUCUCUUAAUGCACACAUGAGGAUUCACACUGGAGAGAAACCUUUCAUUUGUUAACAGUAUGGACAUAAUUUUACACGGGACAAAGCUCUCAGAAAUCACCAGCGCAGAUUUCAUUCUAGAGAAAAGCAUUUCACCGAUCAGUGCAGUAAAGAGUUUACUUUGGCAUAAAGAUUCACACAACACUUCAAAUGUGAGUUUUUUACAGCACACACGUUUAAAAGCUCACAAGAAGAUAAACGUCGACAUGAGAGCACACUUGAGAAAAACUUAAUGAUAGAGAAAAGAAAGGUGACACAAUGAGCAAACAUCUGUUACACAGUCAGCUGUGUUGAUCUUCAGAGAAGUUUCUACAUUCAUCUACAAAGAUUUUUUUUUUCUUUGACUUUUAAAGCUCAUACUAGAUCAUUAUGAUUGUUUUUAAUCAGUAUUGUACCUUAUAUUCUAUACAAGUGAUCAAACUUUUCUCAUCAAAGCCAUACAGUGUUAUUUGGUUACACACUUUUUAUUGGUCUACAUUUUUGUAAAUUUGAUUUUUAUUUGUAGUAAACACAUUUUUUUAUGGCCAGUGGCUGAAAUGUCCAAUACAACAAUAAAAACAUAGAAAUCAGAAUCACAGUAAAACAUGUACUGUAUUUUUUUAUAAGAACGAUUUCUAGUUCUGACAAGUAAACAAAUAGAAUUUGAGAACAUUACAUAUACGGGUGAUUCUUGUGAAAUUAGACUUAUGAUAAAAAAAAGUAAAUGCAAAGUAAGAGUAUCAAAAUAAGAAGCAUACAGUUACAAACAUCUCUUCAUGUACAAUUUGCACAUGAUUUCAAAUGAUAUCGUACAAACCAAUUUUGUAGUUUUGCCACAUUUAAGGGGAACAUUUUCAUUACUGCAAAGAGUCCAUGACUGGAUUUGGGUUCUUUGACAUGGAAAUAUUUAUAAAUAAAAAAAAAAUAAAUAAAAAAAUAAAAAGCUUCAGUGCAUGUUAUACUAUAAACAUUUACAGUAAAGAAACAUGUGGUAUUUGGUGAUCAUUGGUAAAUGUAAAGACAAACAUAGUGAAUAUAAAUGUGUCCAAGACACAUUUUCUCAUCCACCGCAACAAUUAUCAAUCAUUCUUUAAGCCCU
Messenger RNA from Paramisgurnus dabryanus, 2824 nucleotides. Lineage: Eukaryota; Metazoa; Chordata; Actinopteri; Cypriniformes; Cobitidae. The record is from RefSeq and is a predicted model, not a curated record.